AUUAAUGGCAGUUCUACCGAGCAGUUAACAAGAAACUUUUAACUAGAACUUUAGAUAUUAGAAUAUUUAUAAAAGUUAUGAAGUACUCGAUUUUAGCUGUUUUUCUACUUAUCGCUUGCACUUAUGCAAUUGAUUUAGGAGAAAAAUGUGCUGGCGAUAAUAGCUGUAAGGCUGAGAAUAGUGAAUGCUAUAAGGGUGACGUAACAUCCUCUUGUGUAUACGGAAAAUGUAGAUGUAAAACAGGCUAUAACAAUGGUCCUACGGGUAAUGAAAAGGAAUGUUGGCAAGAGUCUGACUUCGAUGGAUCUUGCCUUGCUGCCGAUAAAAAAAUCUGUGAUGUCAAGAAACAUUUGGAGUGUGACAAUCAAAACAAAUGCAAAUGUAAAAGUGGUUUUACUGAAGAGAAUAGAGUAUGUAAGGCAGACUCUAUAGCUUAUGACCAGCCAUGUGUAGACACUCUACAAUGUCAAUUCGACAAUAGUAUUUGUUCUGGAACUCCUGCAAAAUGUGUUUGUGCUCCUGGAUUUUACCGAAACGCAGAUGUAUGUGUUCCAAAACUUGAACACGAUGGUGACUGCUCUGCUCCUAAUGAAAACAACUGUAAUGAUUUGAAGCUAUUAGAAUGUACAGCUAACAAAUGUGCGUGUCCAGCGGCACUUUUCCUGAAGAAUGGUGCAUGUACUGCAGGAUCAAAGGGAGAUGAAUGUGCCGGUACUCCUGAAAAAACUUGUGGAACAAAUUUAGUAUGCGAAGGAAAUCCGAAAAAGUGUGACUGUAAAACAGACUUCACAGAGCAAACUUUCAAUAAACAAGGAGUUAGCGUCACAGAAUGCCUUCAUAAGGAUGCGAAAAUCGAUACUGCUAUGUAUGAUAAAUGUGAUGAAGCCUAUACCGCUACUGGAAGAUUUUGCAGCGCUAAUCUACUAUGCGUCGAUUGCUAUCCAGGACAAACCAACAGAGUCUGUCUAAACAAAAAAUCCGAAGCAACAACCACACAAACCCCAGCGACAACAACAGCCGGUGCAACAACAACAACCACAAAUUUCUCGUCGAUUGCCAUCUCCUUACUCUCAGUCGCUGUCAUUGCUUUCAGAGUUUAG
Dimorphilus gyrociliatus is the source of this 1100-nucleotide messenger RNA. NCBI's taxonomy places the organism in Eukaryota, Metazoa, Annelida, Polychaeta, Dinophilidae. The record is from the annotation of a GenBank genome assembly.